Poeciliopsis prolifica (blackstripe livebearer) is the source of this 2177-nucleotide messenger RNA. RefSeq names its product finTRIM family, member 86 (gene ftr86). Gene Ontology annotation, molecular function: zinc ion binding; protein binding. The record is from RefSeq and is a predicted model, not a curated record. The transcript is spliced from 11 exons. Lineage: Eukaryota; Metazoa; Chordata; Actinopteri; Cyprinodontiformes; Poeciliidae. Bases 131 to 1969 code for a protein of 612 amino acids.
UAUGUGACUCAAGUCAACUGUCAUUUUACUGUUAAGGUCCCUGGCUGUCCUUCCUUUUUGCUACAAGCAUUGAUUUUUGUAAACUGUAACAUACUUCUUCAUUGACACCAUCAAGAACUCAAGCAUCAUCAUGGACUCAGCUUGGCCUGAAGAAGAGAACUUUGCUUGCUCAGUAUGCCUGGAAACACUGAAAGAGCCCACCACUCUAACAUGUGGACAUUCCUACUGCUUGAGCUGUAUCGAAAACCACUGGGACAAGGAAAACAACAAAGGUCAAUAUAGCUGCCCGCAGUGUAGGCAGCUCUUCGCUCCUCGACCUCAUGUGGCCAAGAAUAGGCUGCUUGCACAAGCCAUGGAGAAACUAAGAACAAACAGCAUAAAGCAAAGCAACAUGGUAGGCAUCUAUUCAGCUGAACCAGUGAAGCCUGUCUACUUGGACGUCAUCUCGGAUAUUGGGCCCAGGAAGGGCAGCAUGUACCCUGCGCUGCCUUCGGUGGAACCCAGUCUCUGCCCUCAACACAAGCAACCACUGGAUUUGUUUUGCUAUGAAGACAAGGAGUGUGUGUGUGUGAUGUGUUGCCAGGAUGGACACAAGGGACAUCAUGUGGUUGGACCACAAGAAGAAAGAAGAGAGAGACAGGAAGAGCUUGUCCAGGUGCAGGCAGAAGUACACAGGAGAAUCCAGGAGACUGAGAGGAAUAUCAGGCAGAUCCCACAUUCUGCGCGUCAACAAAAAGCCUUGCUGCAGGCCCUUCAAAGGGAGAGCUCUGAUUUAUUUCCAGAGCUGGUUAAGAGUCUAAAUCUGACAGGGACACGGGUUGAUGAGCUCCUUAUUGCUCAGGAGAAGGUCUUUGAUGGACAAGUCGAAGCACUGGUGAAGCAUUUAGAGCAAGAUUUAUCACAGCUUCGUCAAAAGAGUGAAGAGCUGGGCAGGCUGGCUUACAUGCACGAUAAUAUCUCCUUCUUGAAGAACUUCCUCCUCAUGGAGCCGUUGGGGGAGACUGGUACCGCAGGACAGUCUGGGAUUAUUCAGGAGGAAGGCGUGGUGGCUUCCUUAAGAUCAGUCAUUAAAGAGCUGCAGGAAUCUGUACAAAAUCUCUGCAAACAAAGUCUAUCCAAAAUUGCCAAUAUAGUGGGUCAUGAACCCAUGGCUUCGACACCCAACAGUGUGGCAGCAGCAAGCACAGCAUCAGCUGAUUGUUCUGGUCAGGCUGCUGCACAGGCUUCAGUCUAUGAAGAAAUUGAUGUUUCUCCACAGCCACAACCUAUGCGACCUCAUUUUUCCUCCACAGUACGUGAGUCUUCAAGAUUCAGAGGAUCUAUGAGUCAAGCAAACCCUCCACCUCUCCCACCUUUCAGGCCUCAAGGAUCUGGAACAUCAAUUAAGCUUGUGAACCCAGAGCCAAAAACAAGAGAGGAAAUGUUAAAAUUCCGCUUUGAACCUACCAUAGACCCAAACACAGCCUACCGCCACAUUAAGCUGUCAGAUGAUUGUCGUAAGGUCACAAUGCGUCCUGAAAACCUGAAUCCACCUGAACACCCUGAUCGUUUCUUCUUCUGGAGACAAGUUCUCUGCAAAGAGCCCCUGGCAGGGAGCCCUUACUACUGGGAGGUCGAGUGGACUGGCCAGAAGAUCACCAUUGGUGUUGCUUUCAAGGACAUGGAGCGCAAAGGCAAUGACAACAAAAGCCGUUUGGGUCACAACCCUCAGUCCUGGAGCCUUUACUGGUCUGGCACCGGCUACUCCUUCUGGCACAAUAACCAGGAGAAACUUCUGGGCUUGCCUAAGGCUACGCGGGUCGGCAUCUAUCUGGACCAGCAUGCUGGGAUUCUAAACUUUUACAACAUCACCAACAACAAGGCUUAUCUCAUCCAUCACCAUGAGACGCAGUUCACUGGGCCACUGUAUGCAGGGUUCAGGCUGGGGGCCGGAAUAGGGGACUCUCUGACUAUUUGUCAACUGAAUUGAAUUCUUGAUUCUCAUAGUUUGGUUGCUUUGUUUUUGAUUAUUACAACUAAAGUUUAAGCUCUCAAAAUGUCUUGUGACCCUGACAUGCAUGGACAUACUUAAGACUGUGCAAUUUCUAGAAUAUUUUGUGCACCAAUCUCAUUGUGAUUUGAAGUUUAACUAAAUUGUUGAAAGGCAAUGAAAUAAAAAGUAUCUUAUUUGAAACUUU